AUGUCUCGACCCUUGGUCUCAUUUUUGUUCUUGCUCUUCCAGCUUUUGAGCGUCUUUGUUCCAGCUCAGAGAACAGAGCCGAACACAACAACAGCAGAAUUCGUUUUCCAAGGAUUUAGGGGGCGGGAAUCAGAGAUUCAAACAGAAGGAGCUGCGAUGAUCCAACCUGGUGGAUUAUUGAGACUGACCGAUCAAACCUCAAACGUCACCGGGACUGCGUUCUACAACAAACCUGUGAGAUUGCUUGACCAUAGCAAUAUCUCUACCAACGCCACAAUUCGUUCUUUCAGCACUUCCCUUGUCUUCGUCAUAGACCCUUCGAGCUCCAGCAACGGAGGUUUCGGCUUCACCUUCACACUGUCUCCCACUCCAAACCGUCCAGGCGCCGAUUCUGGACAAUACUUGGGACUUUUCAGCAGAGAGAACGACGGGAAUCCAUCGAAUCACGUUUUCGCAGUUGAGUUCGACACUGUACAAGGAUUCACGGAUGGGGCUGAUAGAACAGGCAAUCACAUCGGUCUAAAUUUCAACAGUCUCGCCUCGGAUGUACAAGAACCGGUUGCGUAUGAAGACGACUAUAACCGAAAAGAGGAAUUCCAUCUGGUGAGCGGCGAUCCCAUCCGAGUCCGUCUAGAUUACGACGGACCCAGCCAAACGCUGACUUUGUUCGCUUCUCCUGCGACAUUUGCGAUUGCCCCGAGUAAACCACUGAUCUCGCAACGCAUUCCUACGCUGACAGAGAUCGUGCAAGAAGAAAUGUACGUUGGAUUCACCGCAGCCACAGGGAAAUAUCAGUCGAGCGCUCACUAUGUGAUGGGUUGGAGUUUCAGAAGCCGUCCAAAUGGUUUACCUGCAGAGAGGCUCGUACUCUUGGCUCUUCCUCGUUUGGCGACGAAGAAAGAUAAUCAAGCCUCGGUCACAAAGAUUCUCAUAGUUGCGAGUUCGGUAGUAAGUAUUCUCGUGGUGUUAGGAGUUAUAGCGUUUACUAUCAGAAAGAGGAAAACAUCAAAUGCUCAGAGAAGAAAGAACUUCAAAGCUCUUACUCCGCUGAGACAUUAUCGUUACAAGGAAGUGAAGAGGUUUACAAACUCAUUUGCUUGCGUUGUUGGGAAAGGAGGGUUUGGAACUGUUUACAAAGGAAACCUUCCUGAUGGUCGUAAGGUCGCGGUCAAAGUUUUGAAGGAUUCAAAGAGCAAUGGCGAAGACUUUAUCAAUGAAGUCGCCAGUAUGAGCCAAACAUCUCAUGUUAACAUUGUUUCUUUCAUUGGAUUCUGCUUUGAAGGAUCCAAAAGAGUGAUUGUUUACGAGUUUCUAGAGAAUGGUUCCUUGGAUCAGUUUAUCUCAGCAAAUGCCUCGCCAAGUGCUGAGUGGAGAAGGAGGCUCUACGAGAUUGCGCUAGGAGUUGCUCGUGGCCUCGAGUACUUGCACUAUAGCUGCAAAACAAGGAUUGUGCAUUUCGACAUCAAACCUCAGGAUGUGUUGUUGGAUUGCAAUCUUUGCCCCAAAGUUUCUGACUUUGGCCUCGCUAAGCUCUGCGAGAAGAAAGAAAGCAUCAUGUCGAUAUUGGACACAAGAGGGACAAUAGGGUAUAUUGCACCAGAGAUGAUCUCUAGAGUUUAUGGGAGUGUGUCUCACAAGUCAGAUGUGUAUAGCUAUGGAAUGUUGGUUCUUGAGAUGACAGGUGCAACAAACAAAGAUAGAGUCGGAAAUGCUGCUUCUAACACUAGCUCGAUUUAUUUCCCCGAUUGGAUCUAUAAGGAUCUUGAAAAUGAACCACAUAGUAAGCUUUUUGGGGAUGAAUUAACUCAAGAAGAAGAAGAAAUCACAAAGAAGAUGAUCUUGGUGGCAUUGUGGUGUAUUCAAUUGUAUCCAUCAAAUCGACCAUCCAUGAACAGAGUUGUAGAGAUGAUGGAAGGAAGCUUGGAUGCUCUUGAAGUCCCUCCUAGGCCUGUUUUGCAAAUUCCCACCACAUCUCUUCAAGAAUCAUCAACACUUUCAGGGGAUAUCUCAAUGUACUCAGAAUAUUGA
Microthlaspi erraticum is the source of this 2028-nucleotide messenger RNA. NCBI's taxonomy places the organism in Eukaryota, Viridiplantae, Streptophyta, Magnoliopsida, Brassicales, Brassicaceae. The record is from the annotation of a GenBank genome assembly.